AUGCGUCUUUACUGCGCGGCUCUGAUUACUGCCACCGUCUUGGCGACUGCCAACGCCUCGGUGACAGAUAACUCAAUCGUCAACGCCGCUGAGUACCCGACCGUUGUCCAGAACGACGCCCCUUUCCAGAGGUUCCUGAGGGCCGCGACCGACGAGGACGAAGAGCGGGCCAUCAGCUUCAACUCGAUCCCGGGUGUCGGCAAGGUCAAAAACAUCGUGGACAAGCAGAAGGCGGCGCAAUGGCUCAAGAAAGGGAAAGAGGCGGACGACGUCUUCACCAAGAUGAAGCUCAACAAGGUGCAGGGAGAGAAGCUCUUCGAGAACAAGAAGUUCCUCGCCUGGGUCAAGUACGUGGACGACUUCAACGCCAAGAACCCGGACAAGGCGACGUCCAUGAUCCCGACGCUGACCAAGAACUUCGGCGACGACGUCGUGGCGAGGAUGAUCGAGGCCGCCACCAAGGUCGAGGGCACCAAGAGACUCGCGACCAGCUUGCAGACGCAGCAGAUCAAGUACUGGCAGAGUCUCGACAUGUCGGUGGACGACGUCGUGAGAGCGCUGAAGCUGAACAACAAGGUGGACGACGUUCUCACGGACCCCAACUUCCUGGUACUGAACAAGUACCUGGUGGACUUCAACACGUGGAACCCGAGCAAGUCCACGACCAUGACCGAGACGCUCGCGAGGACCUACGGCGACCUGCCUGUGGCCAAGAUGCUGGCGACCGCGUCGAAGGUCGAGAGUACCAAGGACGUGGCCAAGAGACUGCAGGUGCAGCAGUUUGACAACUGGAAGCAGAUGGGACUGGACAGCGACGACAUCUUUAAGAUGAUGCACCUGGACGAGGGCGUGGCCAACAUGUUCUCCAACCCGGCGUUUAGCGCCUGGGCCAAGUACUUGGACGACUUUAACGCUAACAACCCGGCAAAGAAGACGACGGUGUUCAAGGAACUGCGGCGUCACUUCUCGGACAACACGCUCUCCCAGCUCAUUAUCGCGGCUCAGAAGGUCCCGAGUACAGAGAGGUUUGCUACUAAGCUGCAGAACCAGCACAUCAGGGUCUGGCUGGACCGGAAGGAGCUCCCAGACAGCGUGUUUAAGUUGCUUCAGCUCGACAAGGGCUUGGACGGUCUGCUUACGAACCCGCAACUGAGCGUCUGGGUCAAGUACGCGUCGCAGUACAAGAUGGAGAACCCAUUCACGACGCAGGCGACUCUGAUCGGCACGUUCUCGGCUCACUACAGCGACCAAGCGCUUACGAAAAUGCUCCAAGCGGCGAAGAAGGUCCCGGAAACGAAGAAAAUGGCCACGGACUUGGAGAAGGCGCUGCUCAACAAGUUGAGGCUCAUGCGCACGAACAGGGCGACCUAA
Messenger RNA from Phytophthora sojae, 1371 nucleotides. RefSeq lists its product as hypothetical. Bases 1 to 1371 code for a protein of 456 amino acids. The record is from RefSeq and is a predicted model, not a curated record. The transcript has a single exon. Lineage: Eukaryota; Oomycota; Peronosporomycetes; Peronosporales; Peronosporaceae.